Molecule: messenger RNA, 1498 nt
Organism: Linum tenue
Lineage: Eukaryota; Viridiplantae; Streptophyta; Magnoliopsida; Malpighiales; Linaceae
Source: the annotation of a GenBank genome assembly
AUGACGUGUCAACUACCAAAUUCCCUUCUCCCCACAAGAUCGGAAGCGGUUUGUUUCUGGCUUCAGCAAGUGGUCGAUAUGAACGGCCGUAAGCCCCCUCUCCACCGCUGCCGCCGCCAUCCAACUCGCCGCCGGCGGAUUGUGUCAAUGAGAGCGGAGGUCAAGGAGAUAACACGGAGAUCAGGAAGAGCGAGGAGUCUCGCUGCGCCACCCUCUACAUUUUCUUCAACUUCUUCCAAACCCGUUGCCGGUGAAAUUCCCGGAAUGGCGGCUGUAUCUAGGGAUUGGGAGCUACUGCAGCAAUUAACCCCUCAAAUCCCCUCGACUCCAAGAAGCUCCGUCUUCUUUCCUCUCGCCGAGAUCCUUCUCAGGAUAGGGACCAAUGCUGCAUCAUCAUCAUGUGCAUCUAAACCUGGGUGUGCUUCUUCUUAGGAAACUUUGGUGCUAGAAAAUGAACAUGAGGUUGACUAAUUUCCGCCACCAGUAAUAACUUGCAUGAACUUCUGCUUUUUGAGCCGCUAUGAGAAGGGUCAGGAGAAGAAAUGGAUAGGGAUAAUCGGGGUUGUAUCAUGGGUGAAGAUGUGGGUCACUAUGGAGGUUCUUACAAGGUAACCGAAGGGUUUGAAUCUUACUUCCAGUCCAUCCCUGGAAUCUAGAUGAUCGCAUGCUGGAUUCCUGGCAAUGCAAAAGGGCUUGAUGCAAGCUGCUAUGCGAUGUGAGAACCCGGUGAUCCUUUUUGAGCACGUGCUGCUUUACCACCUAAAGGAAAGAAUCCCAGACGAAGAGUACAUCUGUGAUCUGGAGGAAGCUGAGAUGGUUAGGCCAGGGGAACAUAUCACCAUCUUGACCUACUCUCUAAUGAGAUAUCAUCUUAUGCAGGUUGCCAAGACUUUGGUGAACAAGGGAUACGACCCUGAAGUGAUUGAUAUCGGUCCUUGGAACCUUUCAAUCUUCACACGAUCGGAAACUCAGUGAAGAAGACGCAUCAGGCGCUGCUAGUGUAGGACUGCACGAGGACGAAAGGGAUUGCUGCUAGCUUGACCGCGGCCAUCAAUGAGAAGUUCAUUGACUAUUUGGGUGCCCCAAUUAUGUAUUUGUCAUCACAGGGUGUGCCGACACCUUACGCUGGGUCAUUGGAGGAAUACACUACUGCGCAGCCUGCCCAGAUUGCAACGGCAGUUGAGCAGUUGUGUUGGUAAAAUUGGCCCGUAGCCAUUAGAGCAGCCUGCAGCCGUUGUUGAGGUAGAGUUCUCAUGCCGCCUUUCUACUUUAUGUAUUUUGUUUUGGUAUAGUUUCUUGAACAGCUUGCUCAUUGAAUAUUCAGCAAACAAGUUUGACUUGAAGAGAUGUUUGUCAGUUAACUGUUGUGUGUGCAUCAGGAAAGCAUACAUCAUUGGUUUCACUAAACAGUAACAAUUUUCUGAGUAAUGGUUGUUUAUAUUCCGUAAAUGAUACAUAUGGAUGAACCAACAACAUUCCCCUAACACAAAUUAAGUUU